CCAAAACCCAAUACCACCACCACGUCGACGACGACGAGGACAGAGAUCGGCGCGGCACAUCAUGGCAUCGCGCAUAGCUCAGAAGGGGUACGCAUAUGCGAGUAAGGAAUCAGCUUUGAUUCAUCGUCAAGCGGGGUCGGCGAGCGACGCAAGUGACAACAGCGAUGGCAACGACUCGGACGCUCCACAACUAUCGGGUCCCCCGGGAAAGCAGCUGCGCAUGCCGCCUCCAUCUGCGGUGGAAAACGACGAAGAUUCCGACGGGUAUGCGUCCGUGAGCAGCAGCAGCAGCAGCGGCAGCAGUAGCGAUGACAGCGACAGCGAUGACGACGACGAUACGCCGGCUGUACCCACCCCCCAGUACCCCAUCCUUGGUGCCCGCGCGCGCAAGCGGGUGCGGCCAUCGACGUCGUAUUCCAAGCAGAUGGCAGUGUACGUGCGCACGUGCCUUCUCAACCUGCGCCAUGCCACUGAAGACCAACCGGACGUGUACCUCAAUGACGUCGAUCAUGUGGCGUUCCGGGAGGCGCUGCGAGAGCGCCGCGUGGAGCGUGUGCUUGUGGCAGACUCGCCGCCGCCCGACAAGCAAGACAUGUCGUCUUCCACAGACAAAUCUCCUGACGACGUCGGCGCCGUGCCGCCGCGCAGUACCAAGGACAAGAAACGAAGCAAGAAAAAUAGUAGUUCAUCUUCUAAAGAAAGCCCGUUGUCGUCGAAGAAGGCCAAAGUCGACCCGACGCACCCGUCGCCAGCAACUAGCUCUGCAACUAGCACAGGCUCCACGUCGUUCGUAAACAACUCAUCGAGCCACCCACCGGCCACGCUACCACCGGUGGCCACGUCAUCGUCUCCAACAACCACGAUCUCGGUGCCGAAAUCCGCCUUGUCCUCGACCGUGACUCCGCCCACGACCUCGGCAUUGUCGACUUCAAAGCAUCAUUCAAAGACGACAAAUGGAGCUUCCGCCUUGGACGACAAGGUAACCGAUUCCAUGAGUCCUGCCGAGAAGAGUCCAGUCAAGCGACCGGCGCCGCCGCAGCUCUCGGGUGGCGACGGAGCCGACGUGGAGCCACCACCGCCGUGCGCCAAGAAGCCCCGAGUUGCGUCCUCAGCGGCGGCGGUAGCCGACCGUACCCGUCCGCAGGCGUCGUUUCAAAUCCCUGCCAACGCCGAUGUUACAGACAUGGAUCGCGUACGGCGGGAUAUUUCCAAGCUGCAAAAGGAAGGCAUUGCACUCAAACACGAAGGCGACCGCGUCGGCCGCGCCGACAUCUCGGCGCAGGGGGUAUGCUAUCUCCGCGCGUCGGCCAAGUUUCUGCAGCAGGCGCUGCUCUUGUCCGACCUGAAAGCCAUGUACAAGGCGUUAAACGACUCUGCGACAGCGUCAAAGUGGUCGAAAGACUCGAUCUCGACGCUGUCGCAGACCGCGGCGUUGGUCGAGUCCACGGUUGGCUUCUUCAACAAAGCCAACGACAAGCGAAAGGUCGCGCUGAGCUACAAGUUUGGCGCGAUCGUCAUGCUCACGUCGUACCGGCUCCAACACAACAUGCUGUACGGGUACUACUCGCAGCUGCACGCGCCAGGCCGGUCCCCAGACACUGGCGAGAGGCUCUCCAAGGCGAACGAAGACCCCAUCCGGUCGCUUAUUCUCAAGGAAAUGGGCGCCAUGAUGCGCGGGUUUGAGUUCUGGAGACGCUUUGAAGCGUGCGCAGUGGUGCCGCCGGUGCUGCCGAAUGUCAGAGACCCGGCGACUGUGGAUUUGCCGACGCUGUGGCAGGACCUGGACGACGAGUUGAGUGUACCGGGAGGUCGCCCCCACUAGCCCCAACGCUCGGUAUCAUCGCUGAGAUGCCAGAUAUGAACAACCAAUCCCCGAGAGAGCCCCCCCCAUCCAUAUGAUAUGGGGGCUGCUUGCGACUUCCUUUGAAGGUGGGGCAGCAGUGUGUGCGAUUUUCUAAUUUAAAGCCCCAACUCAUAUUCUCCGUUGCAGACAUUCAAGAUGGAUGGAUAGAUGGAAAUACAUAUAUAUAGAGGAAUAGCUAACAACACUAACCUGACUAAUUGUUAGCUUGCUCAAGGUCCCCG
Messenger RNA from Aphanomyces astaci, 2085 nucleotides. RefSeq lists its product as hypothetical. NCBI's taxonomy places the organism in Eukaryota, Oomycota, Saprolegniomycetes, Saprolegniales, Verrucalvaceae. The transcript has 2 exons. The coding region runs from base 62 to 1822 and encodes 586 amino acids. The record is from RefSeq and is a predicted model, not a curated record.